AUGUCUUGCGGAAGCUCUCAGUACAACGCGGAUGCAUCAGCAGUCCGCACAGCCCUGGCCACAUUGGCAGCUCCGAAUCCAACACUUGGGUCUUAUGGUGUCGUAGAGUUUUACAUCACCUGCAACCCUCCAUUACUCCCACUUGGUGUCAAGCGUAUCAUUGAAUCUGCCCAAUCGGCCUGUCAGGGCAAACUUCUCGAGAUACUGUAUGAGCCAGAAAUACCCUGGUUCAAAUGUAUCACGGUGACUGAGUUUCAGAGCCGAGUUUCCGAUAUCAUCCAGCAUCUUUUGCACAAGCUCCUGAAAAAGGAGGUCCGACCACUAGAUUUUAACGUGGUAGAUUCUGAUGUGCGUGAGGGCACGUUUCAUCCAGAUGUCGUCUCCAGGGAGACCAGUGAACCUCUCAUAAUUCCAUGGGUGGUCCUCAAGUCUAUCGGUAACGACAUUUAUCAAGACUUUGAGGAAUACAGAUUUCCUGCAAUACUGGGCCAACUACCUUUCAAGACAGUGUGGAGAGGGCUGCAGAAUUCUACUGGAGUCUCCAUCGAUACGCUGUUGUCCGUCUUCUCCCGCGUUUCAAAGUCCGAGAACGCGCCUAAUAAUGUGGUUGACUUUGCAUUUCACACGAAUUGCGAAAUGUCGCACAACCUGAGGGAGAAUCUAAUCUACAUCGGAUCCUGGCAGUCAAUGGAUCUGGUUGAUAGAGCGGUCCAAAGGCUUCGGACGAUUCUGAAUCUACUGGCAAGUAAACCAAAGGUAUCAUCGCACCUGAUUCUACUCGAGGGACCUGCGGCUACCAAACUCACAUACAGAUGGAUGUCUCACGUUGGGUUAGUCAAGGCGACCUUUGCCGUUCGGUCUGGCAGCUUGGCUAUUGCGGACGAGUACAAGUAUCUCUCGAACGCGGCUGUCAUAAGGACUCACACUCGAGAUAGAACCGGCCGUUGGAUCACUGAUAAUACUGUUUAUCCGCUGAAAGAUACACGCCAGCUCGAAGUGGGACAGACAUUCAACGCCUUCAAGGGUUACAUUUUGCCUACCAAGAAAAAGAACGCCAAGGUUCAAGUAGUACAUAACUGGGAUUAUCCGAAAGAUCAAGCCAUCCCGGCAUCAGCUGAAACAAGGGCAUCCAGUGCCUUUCGUGGACCUGUGCAAAACAGUCAAAGCGUCCUUAAUGACUCGGUGGUGGACGAUAACCUGGAGCCAACCUCCCCUGUAUCUGUCAACAAUGGCUACAGAGUAGCACAGAAUCAAGAGCUACCCAACGACCAGAAGCUUCUCGCUUCUCCAAAAUUUCAGGAUGUGGAUACAUUCGUAAGAUCUACGCGGCGACUGGCCAUUACCGAGAACGAGUACUCCCACAUGUUAGAGCCAUCAACAACAACAGGCGCUGUAUCAGGCCUAGGAGAAUUGGAGAGCAUGAUUCAAUAUCCAAUUGCGGUGUCUGACUGCGACCAGGAAGAUCUUCUCAUCUUUCUCAGCGACUCAGACGAGGAAGUUCCAUGUGAAGAUGAAAUGCUCGGCAGUGCGGUUCGGAGUACAGUUGCAGACCUUCAAGAAGUGAAUGAAGACAUCAUCCGGUUUGAGCGAUUUGAACGUUCCGAUGACCUAAUAUGGCUAGACGAUGAAUCGCAGACACAGCAGUCGAGUUUGGACAUUGCCUAUGAGGGCUCUCCAUAUACUUCUCUUCAAAGCUGCGAACCCUCCGAGCUUGGGACUGAGACCGAGACAGAAAUUGCUACCAUUGUGACAGAAAGUAACCCCCUGGAAGUUCAGGAUCACGCUGCUGCGCAUUUUUAUACUGGUGGCAAGGCCCAAUUUGGUUUGAUGGAUGCUCGUGAGCACAACUCGGCGAAUGUUUCUACCAAAGCUCAGAAGCAUGUUCAAAUGGGUAUUUCGACAAGUGAUCUGGUCGAGUUGGCGGGCACUGAGGCGCAUGACGUUGGUGAUCUUGUUGACUUUGGAUUACUUGAGGAAAAGCCGAAAGAGUUCUUUCAGACCAUGAAUCAGAGAGGCGGCCGUAGCAUCACCAACUCGUCUCAGAGAACUCGUUCUCCUAGAAGGACUGGUUUGAAUGCCCACCAGGGACCAGCCCCAAGAAAUCAAAAUGCGCGUUCGGCUUCUAUGACACCAAGGGAGCCCAGAGUUGACGCAGAAUUCGACUCCAACUUUCCCGUGCUUGGAGCACCAAUGUCACCGAAGCAGACAAAGCAGACGAAGCCACAGCUACGAUAUGCUGAUGCUGCCAGGUACCCAAAUGCUCCAUCGCAAAGGCCACCACGACCUGCCAAUGCAAAUGCAGGCCCCAGUCGACCCAAUCCGACUCCUUCAGUGGAAUCGGUGGUAUUGUCUUCUAAAACGGGUGAGAGUUCAAAGGAACCGAAACUCGAGGAUUGCAGUAAGAACGGUUGGGAUGUCCCGCAAGGAAAGAGUGAUGUCCUGCGAGACGCAGAGAAUCAGCUUAAGAAAAUGUCGCAAAUUCUUGAGUUGGCCUCGGGCUAUGUUUCCCUGGAAGUCGUUUUUGGGCGCAUAUAUAUCAAGCAAAUGGCCCCGAGCUUCGUAAACCACACAGGUUCUGGCCCGGUGUUUGCAACAAAGGAUGUGACUAACCUCUUGAAUGGCGAGAAUUUCCGACAAGACCGUAUUGGCUUCUCCCCUAUUCUAUCGACAUCGGAAGGUGAUGCCAAUAUGUUGGUCAGCAUUACGCCACCAGGUGAAACCCCGUGGAACUUGUUUGAGAAGGAGACUUGGUACGAUUUCCAGUGCACCUACUUUGGUCCAAGAGGCGAGGAGUCCAUCAUCAUCGAAUUAAACGCCCAAAAGUUUCAAUAUCGAGUCCGGGGUCCGCGCCACGAAAUAUUUGCAAUCCACCUCCAUUGCCCCCAACGAGCUUGGGAUAUGAAGGCACGCGGAGUCCGUUCGAGGGCUUUGGAGCCUGAGUAUGCAUUGAAAUGUUACGUCGAGUCUCUAAUCGACGAGAUGGAAAUCUUGACCAAUGACAAGGGCGAUGUGACAAUUCAGUACCCAGAUUAUAAUGGUACCCGCGAACUCGAGGCCGUCACCAUGCGGCGAGUUGCACGAUAUUGCCACGGAAAGAAGAAAGAUCAUAGUGUCCUCACAAUCACCAUGAGCUACUCAAUGGAAGAAAGUCUGUCCAGCGGCAGACGAGGUGCAGGGGCAGUUCGAGUUUUUGCCUGCCCUAAAACUUCGUUGAACAGUGCUUUGCCUCAGAAGUAUUUUGAGGCCAGCCUAACGUCUUCUCGUCUGCGCCACCACUUUAAUCAAAAUGUCAAUUUGGAGUAUGGUGACAAGACCACGUGGAAUACCGACCAGCUUGAGACUGAAAAUGUCUUUGAAGACAUGCUCAGGCCAGCCUUUGGGAUGGUUUCUCACAUGGAUCAUAUUGGAUCUUCAAAUGACACCAUGAGAGGCGUCACUGACCAGGAUGCGUUCCACGAAUCAUUGGUGGAAGUAGAUGUGAAGAAGAAGAACAAGAAGUGGGCGUUUUGGUGA
Trichoderma breve is the source of this 3513-nucleotide messenger RNA. RefSeq lists its product as uncharacterized. The record is from RefSeq and is a predicted model, not a curated record. Bases 1 to 3513 code for a protein of 1170 amino acids. The transcript has 5 exons. NCBI's taxonomy places the organism in Eukaryota, Fungi, Ascomycota, Sordariomycetes, Hypocreales, Hypocreaceae.